AUGGAUCUAUUGACAUUCCUGAUAAUAGUGUUGUUCUUAUUAAUAUUAUUAUUACUAUUCUAUACUUAUGAAUUGCGAUGGAGUAACGAUUUGCCGUUCUAUGGAUCAAAUAGCAAAUGGUAUAAGCUUCAAGAAGAGAAUAUUGGCAUUCUCAACAACUCAAAGGCUUUAUCAAAAAUUCCUUUAAGAUAUUCUGAUAAAACAGAACUCAAUUGUUCAACACCAAUGGAAGAAGUUGUUCGAAUGGGCUAUGGCAUUUGUGAGAAGAAUGGAGAUGAUGAUGAGAGCAAUAUAAUUGACUCUUCUCAUUAUAAAACUGAAGAGUUGAGAGCUGUUGAUGAAACGGAUUGUGAAACCAUUGACAACGCUGAAGAAGCUCAAGCUCUGGAUGGAUCAACUGAUAUUAUUAUUGCUGCUCCGGAAGUUCUACAAAGAGCCAUAUCCACAGAUUCUCUGGAUAGCUCGUGUUCUUUGAUCCUAACGAGAGGUCCUGAUAAUCCUACUGCUCAUCUUCUUCUUAGCUUCGAAAAAGAAAAUCAGAUGUUAUCUAUAAAACUUGAAAACCUCACUGAUGUGCAUGAAGAUUUAGGACAAGUGUGGUUACUCUUCUUUCUUUUGCCACAUCCGAAGCCACUUUGGAGAACUGAGGCAAAAACAACACCAUCUGCAUCCAUCGACUUCGGUUUAUUACUUCAACAAUGCGUUCGAGUAGACGACAUGGACAAGAUUGCUUUAUUGGUCCAACUCUACUCAAGUAAGAAUCAGUCUGCCCGAAUAGCCGGUCAGUGUAGAUUGAGAAUAAAAGAUAUUGAUAUUAUGAAGAGUGAAGAUAAGAUACCAAUUGCAUUGACUCUCAAGCCAGCUCCAGUUUAUGAUGAAAACUCGACAGAACGACUCGGAGAUGUUUUAACUCUUAUUAAUCAUCAAAAUGAUACCUUGACAAUCAUUGUCUCAAAACUGAGGGAAUUGAAACCGGAAUGCAAGAAUGUAUUCGUUCGUGUGUAUUUGGCAUUACCCAAUAGUGGAGUUUACAUGAAAAAAAAGACAAGAAGAAAGUUCUUGAUAAACGGCUUAACAGAUUUAUCUGAGACUUUCACUUUUAACAUCAGCCGAAAGAAGUUUAAGAACGCUACCAUUAGAUUAAGUAUGGUUUGCGAUAUGAAUGAUGGAUCUUCGGGAAGCAUUGGCCACAUCACUAUAAGUCGUGAAACAAGCGGAAAGGAACUGGGACAUUACUCUCGUGCUUAUUCAGAACAGCAGAACACCUUGGCUACAUGGCACUCGAUACAACCACGACGCUUGCCGUAUUAA
Molecule: messenger RNA, 1311 nt
Organism: Auanema sp. JU1783
Lineage: Eukaryota; Metazoa; Nematoda; Chromadorea; Rhabditida; Rhabditidae
Source: the annotation of a GenBank genome assembly